Molecule: messenger RNA, 1155 nt
Organism: Eimeria mitis
Lineage: Eukaryota; Apicomplexa; Conoidasida; Eucoccidiorida; Eimeriidae
Product: protein transport protein Sec61 alpha subunit isoform 1, putative
Exons: 7
Coding region: 1-1155 (384 amino acids)
Biological process (GO): SRP-dependent cotranslational protein targeting to membrane, translocation; post-translational protein targeting to membrane, translocation
Cellular component (GO): membrane; Sec61 translocon complex
Molecular function (GO): ribosome binding; transmembrane protein transporter activity; signal sequence receptor activity
Source: RefSeq, a predicted model, not a curated record
AUGUGCAUCUUGCCUGAGGUGCAUGCUCCAGAGCGUCGUGUUCCAUUCCGGGAGAAGGUGCUGUGGACUCUGAUUUCUUUGGCGGUGUUUUUGGUUUGCUGCCAAAUUCCUCUUUAUGGUAUCCGCACCAGCCGCAGCGCUGAUCCCUUCUACUGGAUGCGCGUCAUCUUGGCAUCCAACAGGGGAACGCUCAUGGAGUUGGGUAUUUCACCAAUCGUCACGAGUGGAAUGGUGAUGCAGCUGCUCGCCGGGUCCAAGAUCAUUCAAGUUGAUCAAAGUCUCAAAGAAGACAGAGCCCUCUUCCAAGGAGCCCAGAAACUGCUGGCGCUGCUCAUCACCAUUGGGGAGGCGGUGGCGUACGUCAUCAGUGGCAUGUAUGGGCCGAUAUCUGAAAUCGGGGCAGGCAGCGCAUUGCUGAUUAUUCUUCAGCUGUUUUUCGCCGGAGUUGUUGUCAUCAUCUUGGACGAACUUCUGCAGAAAGGCUAUGGGCUGGGCAGUGGUAUUUCUCUCUUCAUUGCGACAAACAUCUGCGAAACAAUCGUGUGGAAGGCGUUCAGUCCUACGACGAUAAAGACGGGAAAGGGUACCGAGUUUGAGGGUGCAUUGGUCGCUCUCUUCCACUGCCUGUUUACGAAGAGCACCAACAUGGUGGCACUGAAGGAAGCUUUCUAUCGUUCGAAUGCACCGAACAUUACAUCUUUGCUGGCUACAAUUUUGGUGUUUUUGAUUGUUAUUUAUUUCCAAGGUUUCCGUGUCGAUCUCGCCGUCAAGUACCAGCGUGUGCGCGGCCAGCAAGGCAACUACCCCAUUAAGCUAUUCUACACCAGCAACAUUCCUAUCAUCUUGCAAACAGCAUCCAGCUCGCGCGACGUUGCAAAACAACUCAGAGAUCAGCAGAUGGUUAUGAAGGGAUACAGAGACAGCUCGCUUGUGCAGGUGUUGAACCGCUACAUUCCUACUGCUGCUGCUUUCGGGGGGAUGUGCAUCGGCGCGCUGACGAUCAUUGCGGAUUUCUUGGGGGCUAUUGGUAGCGGCACCGGUAUUCUGUUGGCUGUCACAAUUAUCUAUCAGUACUAUGAGAUGCUGGCGAAGGAGAAAGAACAAGGUGAUAAGGACCCAGCUUUUUGUGUGUUUUCGGAGAGUGGUCAGGAGUGA